This is a messenger RNA of Scheffersomyces stipitis CBS 6054, 1458 nucleotides long. RefSeq lists its product as uncharacterized. The transcript has 2 exons. Gene Ontology annotation, biological process: transcription by RNA polymerase II. Gene Ontology annotation, cellular component: nucleus. NCBI's taxonomy places the organism in Eukaryota, Fungi, Ascomycota, Pichiomycetes, Serinales, Debaryomycetaceae. The record is from RefSeq and is a predicted model, not a curated record. The annotation marks the transcript as partial.
AUGGAUUUCAUAGGUGAGAUUGUUGAGCAUGAAAUAGAAGCUCCAUCUCUGACUAUAGACGUUGAAGUUGGCGGAUUUCCAGAUCCAUCUAAGUCAAGAGAGAAGAAAGUCUCUAGAUGGAAGAAGAGAGUACAGAAGAAAGGAACGGAGGAUGCUGCCAAACCUCUUCGAGAAUCUGCAAAUAAGGUGAAAAAUAAAAAUGUAGUAAAUGAUCUUACGGAAGCUGAAAAGAUUCACCAGGAGAAUAUGGAUAAAAUUGCGAGUAUGACAGAAGAAGAAAUUACUCACGAAAGAGAAGAACUCUUACAAGGGUUGGAUCCUAAGUUGAUCCAGAGUUUGCUUAAAAGAACUGAGUCUAGAAUCCAAAAGCAAGCCGAUCAUGUUCACGGAGACAGUUCCAAUCAUGGUGACCAUGGACAUGAACAUUCAGAAGGGUAUAAUGGGUGGAUAGGAGGAAUGAGAACCAAAGAAGGCAUGUCUGAUUUGUCGCAGUUGGAUCCAGAGGAUGUAGACAAAGCUUUGGGAAUCAAACAGCUAAACAUAAAAGAUGAUUUUGAUAUAGAAAAAGACAAUAGCCUGAAAGCAAGCGAAAAGCCUAAAAAGUCAGUGACAUUCAACGAAGUAGCUACGGUAAGUUACGAGGACUUGGAUGGUGGCAUAGAGCUUGAUCCCAAUGGCUGGGAAGAUGUAGAGGACCUUCAUGAGAUGAUCCCCAAUAUCCCGCACACAAACAAUGAGAACGAGAUAGCUCCAGAGGAAUACCAAUUACUCACAGAAGAAGAGGAAAACAGGAUGGAUGUUCAUUUUCCAAAACCUAAACCUGUAGAUGAUUUGGAUUUGAACGACCCAGAUUUCUAUGACAAGCUUCACGAGAAGUAUUAUCCGGAUCUCCCCAAAGAAACGGAUAAAUUGUCGUGGAUGACGAAGCCUUUGCCCAAACAAACAUCUACCACCUACGAGUCUGUGGCAGAUAUGAGAUUUAACUUUCAUGGUGACUUGAUUGAACUACACGACGAAACGAGCCCACAAGCGAAUCCCAAAAACGAGAUUCCAACGUAUAUGGGGUUGCACCACCAUGCAGAAAAUCCUCAUUUGGCAGGCUAUACCUUGGCAGAACUUGCGCAUUUGGCUAGAUCUGUAGUUCCGAGCCAGAGAUGUGUUAGCAUCCAAACUCUCGGCAGAAUUCUUCACAAGUUAGGCUUGCACAAGUACGCUGGUGUAUCCGUAGAAGAAAACGACGAAGAGGAUAAACAUUUUAAUGAAAACGUCAGAGAGAUGGUAGCAAGUUUCGAGAAGAUGUUAUGGGACUUAAUCGAUCAACUUCGUGUUAUAGAAACUAUUACAGACGCUGCAGACGAAGCCAAGACGAAAAAUUUAUCUGUGAGGAACUAUGCUAUCGAAGCAUUAUGGUUGUGGAAGAAGGGCGGAGGUAGACCUGAAGAGUAUGAACAAACUGAA